Messenger RNA from Rotaria sp. Silwood2, 2096 nucleotides. Lineage: Eukaryota; Metazoa; Rotifera; Eurotatoria; Philodinida; Philodinidae. The record is from the annotation of a GenBank genome assembly.
CACACUCACACCCCGCACCCACACCCACACCCACAACCACCCACACCCACACCCACACCCACACCCACACCCACACACACCCACACCCACACCCACACCCACACCCACACCCACACCCACACCCACACCCACACCCACACACCCACACCCUUUAAUUCGUGAUUAAAAUGCAUUGAAAAACUUAUAAAUCAAGGAAAGUACUGCAGAGUCGAACCUUCAAUUUAGUCCCAACAUAGAUCUACUAUGGUUUUCUUGGUUGAUGUACUUGCUAUUGAUAAGUACUUUGGUGUUUUUCAGAGUGGUUAAUGGAAUUUAGUGGUUGAGAAUAUUUCAGUAGCAGAAUUUUUUUCAUAGAUGGCAACGCAUCGACACGUCUCCUGUCAUGGUGCCGUAUGCUGAAAGCGUCAAUAUCGACUUCUCCUAUGUUUUAUCCUAUUUUCCGUAUUUUUGUCCUUCAAACUAGCCAUAAAGGAGUUCAUGGACAUAUAGACUAGACAUGAAAUGUAUCACAGACAUUCUAGACCAGUCUGGACGGAUAUUCAACACAUCUCCUAUUAAUAUGACGAAUCUCACAGACAUUUCGGACUAGUCAGGAAGUUCUUCAUCCGUCAUUUUUUGUUUACUUUAGUCCGUGGUUAUGCUCUAUCGUUUCUAAACUUCGUUUGAUUUUUUUCCUAGAUUGACUCAGAUCACCAUUAUUUCCAAUUGAUCUUCUUAAAAAAUAUAAAUAUUAGUAGAUGCUGUAAUUCGCAAACCAUAAACUCUUAGGUCAAAUAUAAAUAUCAUACUGAGACUAGUUAGUUUGGAAACUGUUUAUUUACGCAUUCUAAUAAUAAUAACAGAUUUCAUCAUGUCUGAGUAUCCAUCAUAAUAUUUUUUGUAAUGACAUGAUUUAAUAAUAUUGUCAUAUUUUUUCUGAUCAAACAUCUUAACAGAAAAUACAACUAAAACAAGAAAAAUAUAGUCAAAAAAAACGAAGCGAAUCCAUGCAAAUAUUGCACAAGUUUCUGCAUAUUUCUAUAUCAAGAACUUCGCACCAAUAGCUAUGUACUACUAUUAUGAGUUUCUGGUUCUUGGUCAACCGUCUUGAUGAAUUUUUCAGAAAUUGAGUUCACCAAUAGGGAUACAUUUCCAACCCAAUUAAAACAUAUUUUAUCUUGAUUUGUUAUGUCAAUCUACGUUUAGUGUUCCUGAAUAUUCCCUUAGAUGCGCGUUGGUCACAGAAUGGUAUCACUGUUGCUGGAUAUAAUGAAGAUGGUAGUGGCAUCGAUCAACUCAAAGACCCUCAUGGUCUAUUCAGUGAUAGCAAUCAAACAGUGGUCAUUGCUGAUUGUUCUAAUCAUCGUAUUGUUCAAUGGAAGAUCGGCGACACGAAUAUACAAGUUGUUGCUGGUGGAAACGGGGAAGGAAAUCGAUUGAGCCAGUUGAAACAUCCAACUGAUGUGCUGAUUGACAAACAGACCUACAGUCUAAUUAUCUGCGAUGCAGGCAACCGACGAAUAGUACGAUGGUCUCGUCGUCGUGGUACUAAAACAGGAGAAAUUCUAAUCAACAAUGUUGAUUGCCGAGGAUUGGCUAUGGAUGAUCAGAGAAAUCUCUAUGUAUCUGACGCUGAAAAUCAUGCGGUUCGACGAUAUCAAAUAAAUGACGAAAAGGGAGUUUUUGUUGCUGGUGGAAACGGCUUUGGUACUAGCCUCAACCAACUCGCAUUUCCUACCUAUGUAUUUGUCGAUCGGCAACAGACUCUCUACAUUUCGGACUCUUCGAAUAAUCGUGUCAUGAAAUGGCCUAAAGGCGCAACGGAAGGUAUUGUCGUCGUUGGAGUUCAGGAGAAUGAGAAUGCUUUGCACCAACUAUCGGAUCCUGCAGGAGUCUUUGUCGAUAACUUGGGUAUUCUUUACAUUGCAGACUCGCACAAUCAUCGUGUACUACGUCGGCUUCAAGACACACAAGUCACUGUUAUUGUAGGAGGAAAUGGUCACGGAUCAGCAGCAAAUCAACUCAAUUGUCCCGUCGGUUUGUCCUUUGAUCGUCAAGGAAAUCUCUAUGUCAUCGACAACGAAAAUAAUCGUGUACAACGGUUUUCAAUUGAAUAG